Messenger RNA from Cadophora gregata, 2228 nucleotides. RefSeq names its product acetylornithine aminotransferase, variant 2 (gene ARG8). Gene Ontology annotation, biological process: arginine metabolic process. Gene Ontology annotation, cellular component: mitochondrial matrix. Gene Ontology annotation, molecular function: identical protein binding; pyridoxal phosphate binding; transaminase activity. NCBI's taxonomy places the organism in Eukaryota, Fungi, Ascomycota, Leotiomycetes, Helotiales, Ploettnerulaceae. The transcript is spliced from 2 exons. Bases 540 to 1781 code for a protein of 413 amino acids. The record is from RefSeq and is a predicted model, not a curated record.
AAUCAACUUUCCAUGAUACACAGUGAUCGAGUAAAAGAGUGCUGCCGUUGAAGCGGGAUUCGUUUCCUCUCUUCAUAGCAUUCCAUUCAUCCUUGGUCAGCCUGUUGACCGAAAAGAAAAAAUCGGCUGCAGCAGCGUCGCUCCGAUAACGCUAAGAUUAGCCACGCCCUGCGGACAUCACUCGCUCAUUGAGUCACUUCUCCAUUAAAACCCUCACCCUCUCUCUCCAUGAUACCCAUUGUACAAUAUACUUCCUCAUAAUGGCUCUCCGAAUAUCUGCAAAGCGAUUGGCAGCUACUCUUCAAGCUAGCAAUGCAUCAACAUCCGUCAAUGGCAUCCUGAAGAGGAAUGCAUCGCAAGCAGCUGCUGCGGCUUCAAAUCUGCCAGAGGCUACCAGAAAUGAAAUCUACGUAUAUCACAUGGUUGCUUUGGAAAUACAGUACUGACGAUAUCUUGUAUAGCGCGAAGCCAGCCUCUCAAACCCCGAUCCUGCCGCAGACUCCCCCACAGCAGCUCUGGUCAACGAACAAGCCCCAUUCAUGGUCAAGACCUAUGUCCGCCCCCGACCAAUCUUCGUGAAAGGAGAGGGGUGUUAUCUUUGGGACGUUGAGAACAGGAAAUAUCUCGAUUUUACAGCGGGAAUAGCAGUCAAUGCAUUGGGACACUGCGAUCCAGAAAUCAGCCGUAUCAUUGCUGAUCAGGCAAAAACACUCAUCCAUACCUCGAAUCUAUACCACAACCCUUGGACCGGUACCCUUUCCGAACUCCUAGUCCAGAAGACCCUCGAGUCGGGAUCUAUGCACGAUGCGCGUGCCGUAUUUAUCUGCAACUCUGGCACCGAAGCCAACGAAGCAGCCAUAAAGUUCGCUCGCAAGUCAGGCAAAGUCUUGGAUCCCUCCGGCGCCAAACACGAAGUCGUAUCAUUCAAUGGCGCAUUCCAUGGCCGGACCAUGGGUGCCCUAUCCGCGACACCAAACCCGAAAUACCAGAAACCAUUCUCGCCUAUGCUUCCCGGAUUCAAAUAUGGUACAUACAAUGAUGUAGCUGCUAUCAAUGAGCUAGUCACAGACAAGACAUGCGGUGUGAUCGUGGAGCCCAUACAGGGCGAAGGUGGAGUCAUUGUCGGAUCAGAGGAGUUCCUAGUAGCUCUCGCAAAGCGCUGUAGGGAAGUCGGCGCGGUCUUGAUAUACGACGAGAUCCAAUGUGGUCUGGGACGUACAGGCAAAUUCUGGGCUCACGCCUCCCUCCCAAAGGUCGCCCAUCCAGAUAUAAUCACCACUGCCAAAGCCCUCGGCAAUGGCUUCCCCAUCGGCGCAACUAUCGUCAACGGUUCAGUAAGCGAGAAGAUCGUAGUAGGCGACCACGGAACCACAUUCGGCGGCAACCCCCUCGGUGCUCGUCUAGCUCACUACAUCGUCAGCCGACUUUCUGACCCUAAACUUCUCGCCAAUGUAGGAACCAAGAGUGCGCUCUUCAAGAAGCAUUUCGCUGCUCUGCAGACCAAAUAUCCUGAACUUGUCAAGGAGAUCAGAGGUAGGGGUCUACAUUUGGGGUUGCAGCUUACUCAGGAUCCGACGCCUAUUGUGACAGCUGCUAGGGAGAGGGGGUUGUUGAUCAUCACGGCAGGGACGAACACUUUGAGAUUCGUGCCAAGUUUGACGAUUACGGAGGGGGAGAUCGAGGAGGGAAUGAAGGUCCUGGAUGAGGCUAUGAAUGUUGCGAUUAACGGGGAGGGACCGGCUUGGGAGCAGGUUCAUGGGGAGGUUGACUCGCCGAACUAAUUGCUGUUAUCGAAGAGUGGUAGAUGAUGAGGUUGAUUUGGUGCAUAUAUGGAGUUUGGAGUUGGGGUAUAAAUAAAAGUUCUGUUCUGCAAUUUGUGCAGGAUAGGACGCUGCAAUCUAUUUCGAGCAUCGGAUCUGUUCACGACAUCUUACUUCCUUUGUUUCUUCUCUGCACUCUCGUCAACCUGCUAUUCUUGGUCCCCAGACUUCCUUGCUCAUGCUAUUUUGUUCCAUGGCGCUUUCAUGUUUGGCAUCUGAAUGCUGACAGGGAAAGGUAUGACGUGUUAUAAGGGAGAUUUGGGAGAGAGGAAGACCUCGCGGGAUGGUCAAGUCGAAGCUUUGAGGUCAUGCGAAUGAUUGGAAUCUAAGGACACAAUCAAGGUAAAAUAUAUGGGUUCCAAUUCCAGUUUGUAUACAUUUAUGUACAUCUCGUCGAAUCAUGACUUU